ACACACACACACACACACACACACACAUACACACACACACACACUGAACAAGACAUUUUCCACUCUCUGUCCGAUCUGUCCCAGUUCCAUUUUGUGUUUCCCUCCUAUCUCUUCAUUCAUCAUUCUUUAAUCUCUUUCUCUCCUUCUUCACCGGAUGAAAUGUGAUUCAUUGCCUGUGAAGUCAAAAAGCUCCUGCUCCGGGGCUUUGCGAGAGAUUAGCCUUGUCACUUUUGAUGUCGCGGACGAGUCAUGCGAAGGGAAUGCAGCUCCGCAUCCUGGUGAGUCAUACAGACGCUCUGAGAGCCCUGAAGCCGUGGGACGACAUGUGGACCAACAGAGGGAGACAGAGCAAACCCAGGAAGCUGAAGAAGAAACCAAAACCAUUAUCGUGGGAGAAGAGGAUGCUGCAGAAGACAAGGAAGAAGACAAAACCAGAGUUGAAGUUGAAGGAAAUGAAAAGACACAUAAAACAGAAGAAAUUGAGUCUGAGGAUCAGUCGGGAAGACCAGCAUCAGGUACGUCAGAUCGUGAGGCAGAACUCGUGAAAAAGGAGGAUGAAGGAGACCGAGAUACAGAUGAUGAUGAUGAUGUUGAUGUGGAAAUUGAAAACCCAGAGGAAGCUGAGCAACAGGCAGAGCUGAGUGAUGAAAUGGUUGCGACUACAAACGGGGUCACCGAGUUAGAUAAUGCCGAACAGCCGUGCUCAGCAGAUCCAGAUGUGGACCCCUGCUCCGUCCAGAGGAAACACCCAGAGGUCCUGGAGAGAAGAGAGGAGCGUGCACGGAGAGCAGACAACAGAUCAGUUAGAAACCUCCAGGACUUUCCAAGCACCUCUCCAUCGUGGGCUUCAGCUUCUUUCCCAAGGAUGUUGACAGGGAUCAAAACCACCUACCCUCCCGUUGGUAGACGGCGCAUUAUCCCCCGAGUCACCGCCACCCCUAGAGCUUUUGUUUUUGAGCAUUCACCCUUCAUUUUAUAGCAGUGAUGCCUUUUAAUAAAGUGUCUUCUGUUGCCUUGUGAUAGACGUCAGGACGAGGCACCGGCACCCCCUCUCAGAGAGACCAGGACCUCCAAAAAGAGAACCUCCAUCUGGCCUCUGAGAACCUGGAGCUGCGCUUUCAGCUGGAGCAGGCCAACAAAGACCUGCCAAGACUCAAGGUAAACAAAACCUCAUGAGAGAAGGAGUUGUUC
Messenger RNA from Notothenia coriiceps (black rockcod), 1191 nucleotides. RefSeq names its product centrosomal protein of 290 kDa-like. Bases 155 to 979 code for a protein of 274 amino acids. The transcript has 2 exons. Lineage: Eukaryota; Metazoa; Chordata; Actinopteri; Perciformes; Nototheniidae. The record is from RefSeq and is a predicted model, not a curated record.